Messenger RNA from Physcomitrium patens, 1592 nucleotides. RefSeq names its product putative bidirectional sugar transporter SWEET7d. Gene Ontology annotation, cellular component: membrane. Gene Ontology annotation, biological process: carbohydrate transport. Lineage: Eukaryota; Viridiplantae; Streptophyta; Bryopsida; Funariales; Funariaceae. The record is from RefSeq and is a predicted model, not a curated record. Gene Ontology annotation, molecular function: sugar transmembrane transporter activity.
AUGAGUGAUGUUGCGAUUGUGAAGGCCUCUGUUAACAUUCGAAUUCCAUGCAAGAAGGCUGGCACCCUCAGAAGCGAGCACUUCAUAUCAUGCGAACAAUUUUUCCCUGGCUUCUCUAGUCAGAAUCGAAUUACUGCGAAGAUUGUGAAGAUUGAUGACGAAGAUGAAGAGGGUGGAUCAGGAGGAGUGAGGAGAUGGGGAGGCGGAGAAAUCCGAGAAGACGAGCCAGAACGCAAGGCGCGAGAGAAUCCUCCACAGUGUUGGGUUCUGUGGAAAAAGAAGUCAAACUCGGGAACUCAAAAUCUCGUGAAAAUUACGAUCCUCAACACAGACCCCUCCUUCGAUGAAGAUCCAGCGAGCCGGCCUGCCCCAACGGCAGUCGGCAUUGCAGGCAACGUAUUUUCCUUCAUCAUGUUCUUCUCGCCAUUACCCACGUUCUGGACCAUCAUCAAACGGAGAGAAACAGGGCAAUUCUCGGUGGUGCCGUAUGUCGCCACUUUGCUCAACUGCCUCAUGUGGUUGUUCUACGGAACUUCAUCUGUGGCUGGGCUCAUGUUGGUGUUGACCAUCAACGCUGCAGGAGUGGUGAUUGAAUCCAUUUACAUCAUCAUCCACGUUUUAUUUGGUGAUUUUGAAAGUCGGAAAAGAACAGGAUGUUACUUUUUGGGAAUAAUGGUGUUAUACACCAUUGUCCUUUGUUGUGUGACUCAAGCGGUAGAGGUGAAUGACCGGGUUACCGUUGUGGGUGCCAUUUGUGUGGUUAUUGGGAGUAUCAUGUACUCUGCUCCCAUGACAGUCAUUGCCCAAGUGAUAAGAGAUAAAAACGUGGCAAACAUGCCGUUAUUUUUGUCUGCUUCAUCCUUGAUCAACAGCGUUGUGUGGACAACUUAUGGCAUCCUAGUCGAAGACGUUUUUGUAAUUAUUCCCAACGGAAUGGGCGUGUGUGUGUGCGCGAUACAAUGUCUGGUCUACUUUUACAUUUCCUUGGUGGCAGCCAAAAGGGGCGCUUCAUCGCCUCCUACAGUUUGAGAGGAUCCCUGGCCUCCAGUGUUAAUUAUCACCGAUCCUUCGGCUUUUCUAAAUGUAGGUGAUGUGAGAACAUGCGUGAGCUGCGAUUAAAUGCUGUAUUCCAGCUCGAACUUAUCUAUACAACUGAUUGUUUGGGGAGUGAGAGAACAAGAUUGUGAUGUAUAACACCAAUGUGUUCACAGAACUGAUAAUCCUUUUAAAAGCUCAUCUUUCAAGUGCUUCAAGAGGGGCGUAGAAUGUUGGGAGUUAAUUUGUGGUAGAGGAUUUGAGAGCCGCUUAGAUAGUCCAGUUGCAGCACAGAGCAUGAAUGUGAAUUUUCGAGUUACUCCGACACAAUGGAUGAGCCAUGACUAAUCAUAGAAAGGAAAAGGGAGAGAGUUUUUCAAUGCAUGACAGCGUAUAGACAAAUAUCAAGGGCUUUUCGAGGCAUUUAAUUGCCUACUCAGUGCACGACAUAGGGCUUGGCAAGGCCUGCAAGGUCGCAAUUAAUCCAAAACUGAGUCACUUCUGAAUGCUCCAACAAACAAAAAAUAAAAAAUAAAUCGCUUGAAUUAUUAAAUUCA